AUGCUUGCUUCAAAAUUACUUUAUGGUGCUGAAAAGUAUGGAUUGGAUAAGCUGAAAAAGAUUUGUGUCGACUCUAUGGUCGAGAAUUUGUCUGUUGAAAAUGCUUUGGAAUAUUUUGUCUUAGCUGAUAGAUACAAUGCAACUUAUAUGUUGGAAAUGGCAGCUUUAUUCAUCAAAAAACAUCAUAGCGAUUUAAGCAACGACAACGAGAUUUGGAUUAAGUUAAGUUCAAAUUCAAAGAGGAAGGAUGUGUGCUUCAGCACUUUAUAG
This is a messenger RNA of Chironomus riparius, 270 nucleotides long. The record is from the annotation of a GenBank genome assembly. Lineage: Eukaryota; Metazoa; Arthropoda; Insecta; Diptera; Chironomidae.